Python bivittatus (Burmese python) is the source of this 3679-nucleotide messenger RNA. RefSeq names its product ARV1 fatty acid homeostasis modulator (gene ARV1). Gene Ontology annotation, biological process: intracellular sterol transport; regulation of plasma membrane sterol distribution; sterol metabolic process. Gene Ontology annotation, cellular component: Golgi apparatus; cortical endoplasmic reticulum. Lineage: Eukaryota; Metazoa; Chordata; Lepidosauria; Squamata; Pythonidae. The record is from RefSeq and is a predicted model, not a curated record.
UAGCCUUUGUGGACAUUAGCCCAACAAUUUCAGUUUCUCAUUUAGAGUUCUACACUGAAAAAUCAUUUGUUUCUACUUGUCCUCUUUUUCUAUCAUCCAAAAUGUUUUCAACCUCUUUUUAACUGCUGUUACUACUUUCGCUUUAAAAAGCUGUGCUGUCUUAACCCAGGAUUGGUUAAACCCACUACAAGUGGACUCCAAGCCAGUUUUUGUGCUCCCUGAAACAGUCAUGACUGCCAAAAAUGGAUGAAACAAUUCCCUGCCAUGUUGAGAAAUCCUGCCAGAAGCCAGUGGACAAAUAUAUAGAAUAUGAUCCUGUCAUCAUCUUAAUUAAUGCUAUUUUAUGCAAAGCACAAGCUUACAGACAUAUCUUGUUCAAUACAAAGAUAAAUAUUCAUGGAAAGCUUUGCAUAUUCUGUUUACUUUGUGAAGCUUAUCUCAGGUGGCUGCAGUUACAGGAUUCAAGUCAAAGCACUGAUCCUGAUGAUUUAAUUAGAUAUGCCAAAGAAUGGGAUUUUUAUCGAAUGUUUGGAAUAGCAUCUUUGGAACAAACUGCCUUUUUGACUGGCAUCUUCGCUGCUCUGUGGUUAGUAAGAUCUGUUGUCCUGAAAAACAAGGCAAAUUUCAUAUUUCUUCUGAAAGCAUUGCUGUUAUCCAGCUAUGGAAAGCUUCUACUGAUUCCAGCAGUUAUUUGGGAGCAUGACUACACUCAUUUAUGUCUCAAACUCAUUAAAGUGUUUGUCUUGACAUCCAACUUUCAAGCAAUUAGAGUUACUUUGAAUACCAGCCGCAAACUGUGUCUGAUGGUCAUUUUGAACGGAUUAAUUUUCGAAAAUGGCAUAAUCUACUUGUUCCAGAAAAUAGGAUGGAAUGUCUGAGGCAAUCCUGUUUCCUUAUGACGCUGGUGGAAAUAUUUGAAGAUGUAGAAAAUAUUGUCUUCAAUAUUUCAUUCACUUCAUCAUGGGUCAGUACCUGAUAGUUCUAAACAAAGUGGUAAAGAAAUGCUGAAUGUAAAUGAAACUUUCUAUACCAAACCAACCAAUCAACCCAUACUAAUUUAGGAAUGAUGCACUGAUAUUUAAUUUUUAUAAUUUAAUUUUGUUAAUUUUGAUGUGGAUGGAGUUGUAUUAAAGUAAGAAUAUUGUUGUUGGAUAUAGUUUCAGACUGUGUAGCUAUGUUCCCUUUUCCUCCUGCAUGACUUUGUAUUUAAAAGAAAAAGCUGUGUGACUGUUUUAUUAUAAAGAACAAAGAAGAAAAUGAUCAUACUAUAAAGAGACAAAACAACUUUAAAACAACAGGAAAAAAGCCAGCCUGACUCACAGGUGUGUUCUGACAGCCACACCACACACAAAAUAACAUUAAGCUGGCUUUGCAGAAAUAUUGCUUUGACAUCUCUGGCAAUUAUGCUACUGGAAACACUGGAAACAUAUGUUUAUUUGUGGAGUAAUCAUACUUUUAAGUUGAUAUUUACAGAUCUUCUAAAGAAUAAGUAUAAUUUUGUGGACUUGUUUGUAAAUCUUUAGGUUUCUUAGAUUUAAAGCCCCCCCCCUUUUUUUUAAGAAACAGAAUUAGGAUUGUACCCACUUAUUUAGGAGUGAGCUUUAAGGCAGUCAAGUUAAGAGAAGUAUGCAAAGGAUUGAACUAAUACUAUUUAAUUUUGUUAUUGCUUCUUUAAAAGUAAGCUUGGCAAUAUCAUCCCAUGCAUGCUUACUCAGAAAAAGUCACACUGAAUUGCACUUACUCUCAAAUAAGUAAAUAUAAGCCUAUAGUAUGUGAUUUUAUUCUGAGCUUCACAAGUUACCUGCCCUGAGCAUGAAAUGAAUCUGCACUAAAACUGAUUUGAAAGUUAGUUUUAAAUUAUCCCCUCUUGAAAUGGCUCGAGUGGAAAUAAACUAUGUGAUUGGCACUGAGAAGAAAAGUUCUAAUUUAUAUGAAUGUUUAAUUCCAAUUCCAAACUGGAAUCAGUUUAGGCCAGUACAGGAUAAUAAGAGUCAAUGUUGUCUGAUUUAAAUUAUUUUAAAGCUAAGCAGGUUUUGGAUGUGUAAAACUAUUGGUAGAUUGUUCUCUCUUUAGCACUUAAAGUUUAGUCAAUACCAUUCUUACUGGGAGGAAAGUAAUCAGAGGCACCUGGAACAGAGUUUAUUAGGAAUAAUUAUAGGAAACUAUUAACUAUGAAAGUAAUUUCCUGUUCAUCUGUUGUCACCAAACCAUGCAAGUUGGCUAAGCUGUCCCUCAAUUUGAAUAGAAAGCAUAUCUGGCUUUGCAACUAUGUUGCAUUAAAUUAUGUGCAUAGAUAUUAGAGAAUUUUAAAAUAUUUAAAUUAUAGUCAUAUAACCAUUCGAAUUCAAGGACUUUACCCUUUGUCAAAAGUAAGUGUGGUUUUGCUAAGUAAUACCACAAGUACUAAUACAGGAAACAAAGGUGGGCAAGAUGAAUCUUCAGGAUUAAUAACUGAACAACCAACCAAAUGCCUCCUGAUUUCUUUGACUACAAUAUGAUUGCACUUGAUUAUUGAUUUUGCAGUGUUAUGGAUAUGGCAUCUGAGAUGAUGUCUAAUUUUUAUAUUUGCUUGUUUUCUAUGUUACAUUUCAACUAAAACAGAUAAUACAGUGCAGAGCACUGACUUUUUAAAACUUACAGUCUGAACAAAAUAACAGGAAUGCUGUGUAAAGUUAACAAUAAAAAGCAGAUGGAGUAUUCCUCAAUGUUUAACUUUAGAAGCUUAGGCUGGGAUCUAAAAACUGUGUAAUUUUCUCUGAAGAUGGGUUGUGAUGGUCCCAUAUGAGAUUUGGAGGUUUUUAGUUUAGGUUUCUAUAUGCAGGAAAUACUGUACUUUUUGUGUAGAAUUGGUACUAUAAAGUAGAGCUGAAGCUAUCUGUUAAAUAAAUAAUAAAUCAUCUAGACCAAGGAUUCCCAAAGGUCUGGGGACCAUUGGUGGCCCUGAAGUUGUUGCAAGUUUCCCUGAUGGAAGCUCCAGAAAAAUAAUGUAAAAAACAUUUUUUAAAAUUACCAAUCACAGACACUUGCCAAAUUUUGCAAGGUGAUGUUCUUGCUUUCAGCAUAAUAAGAUGUGAUGAUCUUGCAAGGUAUUAUUGGAGAGGGGUCACUGUUGUUCUGUUCAGAACUAGGAUGAUCCGUGAAUAAGAAUGGCAGAAAUUGCAUUGUUUUCAUGGUCAGACUGUUUCCUAAACUAGCUGGACUAUCAGAUUAUUGUAAUUUCCUGGUUUUAGUGGCUGAUUAAUUUAGAAAGCUAGACUGAACUUUGAAGAUUAUCCUGUAGCGUUCACCAAUAUAUUUGUCAAGCCACUGAUAUCUGCCUUGGAAGAUUAUUCUUGCCAUCAUGAUUGAUUGAUUAAUUGAUUGAUUGAUUAUGUGCCAUCAAGUCAGUGUCAGUUCUUAGAAACCAUAUAAAGAGAUUUUCUCAAGGAUGAUCUAUCCCCAGUCAGUUCCUUCAGGGCUUCCAAUGUUGCACCCAUCACCGCUGGAAUUGUGUGCAUCCACCCUGGCUUUCCUUCUACAUUCCCAACAUUAUAGGCUUCUCCAGACAGCUAGGUCUUCACUUAAUAUGUCCAAAGUAAGAUAAUUUGAGCCUGUUCAACUUGUGCCUCAAACAAGAAUUCUGGGUUAAUUUGUUUAAUGAUCUAUUUGUUUGUUUUCUUUUCCAAUUUUAAAACCAUGC